UGUGGGCGGUGAGGACACAUGCGUCGCUCUGGAUAGACCCACACACACACACACACCCGCUAGCGCUGGCCACUUCGGGGACCUGAUACACGGCGGGACCAUCAUGUCCUCCGACGAUACCAUCGCCAUCUCCAUAGAGGACAAGACUUACAAUGUCAGCAAGAUCAAGCUGAUUGAGAAGAGCGACUAUUUCCGGGCCCUGUAUCAGUCUGGGAUGAAGGAAUCCGAAGAGGCUUCCAUCCAUCUACACGGGUUGAGUGUGCAAGGGCUGGAGUUGGUCAUUGAAUACAUCAACACGGCCAAAGUGGACUUUGACAACGAUGCAUUGGAAGAUCUGGUGGAGACCGCAUCUUUUCUCCAAGUGACUUCCAUAUUGAAGCUGCUUCUGUCCGAGGUUAAGGUGGACAAUUGUGUGGAGUUGUACAGACUGUCGGACACUUAUGGCAUUGAUGAUCUGAUGAGUGCCACCCUCCGAUUCAUGUCUUGCCACUACCAUCCCAUGGUGAGGAGGCCAGAGUUCAGGCAUCUGCCCAACGCCCUGCGUCGGCAGGUGAUGGACAUGCGUUUCCAAGGGACCGCCGUGUUGGUUGUGUUUGGAGAUUUCUUCAGUACCUCCCUGAACCUGACUCCAGAUGAGCCCUGGUCCAUGCUGAAGUAUGAUGAGAUGGCCCUGAGGUGGGUGCCCCUGGACAGUGGACUCCCCCCCGACAUGGUCAACGUCAGAGGCUAUGGCUCCACGGUGUUGAACAAUUAUCUCUUCAUCGUGGGUGGAUACAGGAUGACUUGCCAGGAGAUCUCUGCGGCUCAUUGCUACAAUCCCUGCCUCAACCAAUGGAAUCAGAUUUCAUCAAUGAAUCAAAAAAGAUCAAAUUUUAAGCUUGUGGCCGUCAGUGGAAGGCUGUACGCCGUGGGUGGCCAGUCCCUUUGCAAUGUCGAGUGCUACAAUCCUGAGAUGGAUUGGUGGAGUUUUGUAGCCUCAAUGCCACAUCCUCUGGUGGAGUUCUCAGCUUGUGAAUGCAGAGGAAUGAUCUACGUCAUAGGUGGAUACACGGCACGCGAUAGGAACCUGGACAUAUUGUGCUACUGCCCAGCAUCCGACGCCUGGACUGUGUUAGAAUCCUGCGAGGUUCAUAUCCGCAAACAGCAAAUGGUUUCUGUGGAAGAUACUAUUUACCUGGUGGGAGGCUGCCUCCAUGAGAAAGGUGCGGGUAGACAGGCCAGUCACACUGAAGACAUGCUCACUGUGCAGUCCUAUAAUGUCGACACCAAACAGUGGCUUUGCCUGAAGGAAAACACAUCAAAGUCUGGUCUAAACCUAACGUCUACACUCCACAAUGAUGGGAUCUACAUCGUGAGCAAAGAUAUCACGCUGUCAACCAGCCAGGAGCACCGUGUGUUCCUCAAAUACAAUAUAUUCUCAGACAAGUGGGAAGCAUUUCGAGGUUUUCCGCCAUAUGGCCAGAACAUAUUACUUUGCUCUCUCUAUUACACUAACAUGCUGUAAUAAGGCAUCGCUUGGUGUGAAAUACACUUAACAUGGCUGCAGCCAGACCACACAAGGCAGGACAUUUAGAGGUUGUUUUAUUUUUAUGCUAAAUUGCAGGUGUAAAAGAGAUUCAGACUGUCAGGUAGUG
This is a messenger RNA of Amblyraja radiata (thorny skate), 1634 nucleotides long. RefSeq names its product kelch-like family, member 42 (gene klhl42). The record is from RefSeq and is a predicted model, not a curated record. The transcript is spliced from 3 exons. The coding region runs from base 104 to 1504 and encodes 466 amino acids. Gene Ontology annotation, molecular function: protein binding. NCBI's taxonomy places the organism in Eukaryota, Metazoa, Chordata, Chondrichthyes, Rajiformes, Rajidae.